AUGCAAUAUAAGAAGGACUCUUUCUUUGCUGAAGUUAUGGAACCAGGAAGCAACUUUGACUUUCAAAAAUAUUUCUUAAGCGCGACUCGCCGGAAUGAAACCUCUCGGCAAAAACAUGCUAACAAGGAGCCAAACGUAGCGGCAAACAAAUUGAACGAUAUUCCAGAAGCACCACAAGAGGUCAAAAAGUACCUUCGAGAUGUAGCAGUAGAAAAUAUGGAGAGAAUAAAAACGGCAGAGAUAAAGACGGAAAACCAAAGUAAUGAUGCAGACAGAGCAAGCCGUAAACGGAAAUCAGAAACCAAUGAAAAACUCACUGAGAAGAAAGAAGCGGUGAUGUUAGAGCCUGGCAAUCGGCUAAUCCCGGCUCCUCUGUCUCACAUUCCUCUAAAAAUCCUGCUGGACAUCGAAACGGAAUUGGUCUACACUGACGAGGAGGAGAUUUCCUUCGAGUUCGCUGAGGUGGCGAUGCCUGCAGGCCGCCGAUCAGCGCACCGUGGCUGUGCCACCGCUGCCAUGAGCGUGCCGAGUGUGCCACGGGUCGACAAGCAGCUGCAGGUGGCCCUGUGGGAUGCCAGCGAUCGCUACAGGCAGAAGAACUACGCGGUGGCAGCAGCUCAGUUCGCCACGGCGCUGGAGCUUUGCAGUAAAGGUGUUGCUACAGGCAAACCCUUUGAUUCAUCUCCAGAAGAUAUUUCCAGUAUUGCCAGUUUUAUUGAGACAAAACUUGUAACCUGCUACUUAAAACUGGGGAAGCCGGAUCUUGCUCUGAAUCAUUCACACAGGAGCAUUUUUCUGAACCCAGCCUAUUUCCGGAAUCACCUGCGUCAAGCUGCCGUGUUUAGGUGUUUAGAGAGAUACUCUGAAGCUGCAAGGAGUGCCAUGAUUGCUGACUAUAUGUACUGGCUGACAGGAGGCACUGAACAGCAUAUAAGCAAGCUCAUCAAACUGUAUUGGCAGGCUAUGAUUGAAGAAGCCAUCACUAGAGAAGAAUCUUUUUCGGUCAUGUACACACCAUUUGUGAAAAAAAUCAAGGUUGACAAAACUGACAAGAUAAAGGACACAUUUGCUAAAAAGCACCCUGACUAUGUGGAGCACAUAUAUACAGAUCCUCAUGGACUUCAUAUUUUGCCACAGACAACUGAGUGGUCUUCUCCUCCUCCCCAGCAGUACUUACUAACUCUGGGCUUCAGAAACAAACACAUUGGAAAAAUAUUGGAAAAGCUGUCAAGUAGAAAACUGCCAAUCUUUUCAGACCAGAAAGCACCUUUCAGUCCUAUCACUGAAGAAGAAUCAAGAAGACAUUGGGAGACCGUUGGGAAAAAGAUCAUGCCAGUCAUGGAUUUUAUAAGAAGCACCAAAUUAACAGACAAUUUCUGUGCGUGUUCACGUGUGAUAGAGAAGUUGCAUUACGCCAGCAUCCUCGGCCGGUUGCAGCAAGUCACGGAACAGUCCCAGGUGAUUAAUCAAGCGAUGGCUGAGCUAGCAUCCAUUCCCUAUCUGCAGGACAUCAGUCAGCAGGAUGCUGAACUGCUGCAGUCGUUAAUGGCAGAUGCCAUGGACACCCUUGAAGGAAGAAAGAGUGAUAAAGAACGUGUGUGGAAUAAAAUUGAGAAGAUCGGAAUAAUUGAAGACUUCUUAUACCAAGUAGAAGACAGUUACUUAAAGAACAAAAGGCUGAGAGCAGCUAGGAGGGAGAAAAUGAAAAUGAAGAGGCUUCAAAAUACGCAGCAACAUUAG
Anas platyrhynchos (mallard) is the source of this 1740-nucleotide messenger RNA. The record is from RefSeq and is a predicted model, not a curated record. Lineage: Eukaryota; Metazoa; Chordata; Aves; Anseriformes; Anatidae.